AUGGCCGCCGCAAACAGACUGCGCCAUUUGGCUCGUCUACUCCGCAGCCACAUCUGCACAAAAAAUUUAGCGAAAUUCUUAGGCGGAGGCAACAACCGCAACGUGACGCGACACGACAUCGACAACAAAUCGCGCCAGUGGUUUGGAGCAACAGUGGCGGCGGCGCAGUCAGGAGCCGCGGUGGUGGGCCGGGUCAAAGAGGCGGCCGACCGUUGCUCCGCACUUACGCCCUGCCGCUGCCGCCGCCGCUGCCCGCCCCCUCCACCUCCGCCUCCACCUCCGUCUCCGCCGCUGCCACUGCCCGCCUCCUCGGCCGCUGCCGCCGCCGGCUCCGCCGCCGCUUCCGCCGCCACCGCCGCCACCGCCGCCACCGCUUUGCCGCCGGCGCCGGCGCCCGCGCGCACAGCAAGAAGUGGAGGCACUUGGAGGCAUGAUUAUUGUGUUCGUGUAUUGAACAAUGGGAAGGAAAGAAGUACCAGAGUCGAAAAGAGGAAAGAAGACAAGGAAAGCGAGGACAGGAGGAGGAGAAAAAAUGAUGGAAGGAAAGAGAGUGGAAAACGAGGAGUAAGAAAUAGGCUGAAAGAGAGGUCAGAAGCCGUGCGGAAGUACAAGACUGGGGAGGAGAUGGAAAAAGAGGAAGAGAAGGGAACAGAAAAGGGGACGAAGAAAGCAGCCAAUAGGAGAGUGGGCGGUGGAAGGGAAGAGCGCGCGGGAGAGCGGCCCGUCGAAGUCGCGUUCUCCCACCCAGUCAACGAGCUCUCUCGAUUUAUGGCCGCGUUUGUACGGCAGCGCCCCAUUGAAAGCCGGCGGCGGGCGGCGGGCGACGGCGGCUUCUGGGCGACAGCAAGCGAUGGGCGAUAG
Messenger RNA from Gryllus bimaculatus (two-spotted cricket), 861 nucleotides. NCBI's taxonomy places the organism in Eukaryota, Metazoa, Arthropoda, Insecta, Orthoptera, Gryllidae. The record is from the annotation of a GenBank genome assembly.